GUGAAGCCUGCGCUCGUUGCGAUAACAAAGGCUGCGUGAUGUCGAGCUCUGCGCGCACACAGAGACCUCAGUUCAGUCCGACCUAACAACAUCAGAAUCUCUUGGAAAGUAUUCAGUCGGAGCUCCUGUGACCUCGACAGCACGCGGACUCGACGGUAUUAGCGCAAACAGGACCAAACAAAAGUGUUUUUUUUCUCGGCCAGACGCCACCGUGUGUCUGCAGUCGACCCUCUCCUCCUCCUCCUGACUGACUGACUGAGCGAUCACGCCGCGUCCCUCGCGCUGUCUUGGAUUCAAGCUUCCUCUUCUCCUUGUUUCUGUCGACGGUGGCCCCGCACAUGUGUGCGAACAUGUAGAGAUGGACCUCAUGACACUGCUGGGCGCCGUGCUCGCCCUGCUCUUCCACCCAGGAUCCGCGUCCAAAAUCAAUGGCCAGAAGAUCUGUCGUCGCGGGACCGAGCGUCCAUGCUACAAGGUGUCCUACAUGCAGGACAGCUGGCGGCGCCUGACCUUCGAGGAUGCACGGGCUUCCUGCAGGGUGGACGGCGGCGACUUGCUCAGCAUUGAAUCAGAAAGCGAGCAGCGGCUGAUCGAGAGGUUCAUACGACAGCUGGGCGCUGGAGAUGGAGACUACUGGAUCGGACUCCGCCGCAGGCCGCCGAGAGUCAGAGCAGGGAGCCCCAGCCCAGCUUGCCCUUCUCAGUACUACUGGCUGGAUGGAAGCAAGGCCAGGUUCAGGAACUGGCAUUGGGACGAACCGUCAUGUGGGAGUGAGAUGUGUGUGGUUUUGUACCACCAGCCGUCCGCUCCACCCGAUGAGGAGGGUCAUUUCAUCUUUCAGUGGAACGACGACAACUGCAACUCCAAAAACAACUACGUCUGCAAAUAUCCAGAGGAACGAACAGCAGUAUUCACAGACAAGUGGAACACAGCACAUGCAGUAACGUCUCCGAGAACACACUUGAUCUCCACGACAGAAAGUGCCAUGAAAAAAGGACAGUCUGAGUCAUCUGUGUCCGUCUCUAGCGGCAGCUGGGACGUAGCUUACGCUCUCUACACAACCAUUCCAGCUCUGCUGCUGCUGCUGGUCGCAGCGCUUUGUUUCGUCUGCUACAAACGUUCCCAAAGGAGAAAGAGUGAAAGCCAGAUGAGCAGAACAAAACCGUGGAUGAGCCCACCCCCUCCUUGUCCAGUCCAGGGACCGUACGCCUUCAGUGACAUCACCAAGCUUCCUCACGCGGCGCCGGACUGCAGCAUCAUGACCAAAUACUUCGGUACCCCUCACCAGGAGCUCCACUGUGACGAUUAUGAGAAUUUGGCGAGUGAAGAGAAGGAGAGCGCGUUUGUGACCAAUGAUAUCUACGAGAUCUGCAGAGGUCAGAGCAGUGUGAGCGGUUGGGUGGACAAUGAGAUCUAUGGGUGACGCGCGGAAGCUCUUUUUCUAAGUGUCCUUUAUUAGUGAUGGGCAGAUGAGGCUUCAUGAAACAGUGUCCUUAUUUUUGGAGCUCAGUAGGUGGCGCUCUUGGCUUUAAAACGGGAUGCGUUUUCAUUGCAAUGGCUGCUCAAAUCCAAUGAUUUUUGAGCAGAGAGCGCCACCUAGUGGGCUCAGAAAAUGGGGACCCUGUUUCAUGAAGCCUCAUCAGCCCAUCACUAUCUUUUGUCAAGUUAGAUGUUUGCUCGUAAGGUGCAGGAUGCCUCAACAAGCAAGAGAUGUUUGAAGAUUUUAUCAUGUCCAUUCAAACAGCACAGUUGUCUGUUUCAUGUUGUUAAACUGGAAUAUAUUUUUAUAGCCAACCAAGCUUUUUGUGUCGUAUGCAGUGUUCAUUAUCGGUAUGUGGAGAAUAUUAUUUUAAAUAAUAAAAC
Synchiropus splendidus (mandarinfish) is the source of this 1863-nucleotide messenger RNA. RefSeq names its product layilin b (gene laynb). Lineage: Eukaryota; Metazoa; Chordata; Actinopteri; Syngnathiformes; Callionymidae. The transcript is spliced from 7 exons. Gene Ontology annotation, molecular function: hyaluronic acid binding. The record is from RefSeq and is a predicted model, not a curated record. Bases 359 to 1423 code for a protein of 354 amino acids.